Messenger RNA from Trichomycterus rosablanca, 4328 nucleotides. Its product is annotated as kelch-like protein 31. Gene Ontology annotation, cellular component: cytoplasm; nucleus. Gene Ontology annotation, biological process: negative regulation of protein phosphorylation. Gene Ontology annotation, molecular function: protein binding. The transcript has 3 exons. The record is from RefSeq and is a predicted model, not a curated record. The coding region runs from base 114 to 2021 and encodes 635 amino acids. NCBI's taxonomy places the organism in Eukaryota, Metazoa, Chordata, Actinopteri, Siluriformes, Trichomycteridae.
UCUGUCUCUGUCUCUCUCUUCUCCUGCACACCAACGUGGAGGUGCAAGUCCUUUCCUUACCGGCACCCAUAUUAUCUUCGUAUAGGUCUGGGCGGUGACCAGCUGCAACAGUCAUGGCACCCAAAAAGAACAAGGCCGCAAAGAAGAAUAAAGCAGACAUCAAUGAGAUGACUAUUUUGGUGGAGGACAGCCCGGUAAACAAAAUCAAUGGGCUGAACACUCUUUUAGAAGGUGCAAAUGGCUUUAGCUGUAUCUCGACAGAGGUUACAGAUGCUGUCUAUGCCCCUAACCUCCUGCAGGGCCUCAGUAACAUGAGACAAGAUAGUUUCCUGUGUGAUCUGACACUAGCAACUAAAUCCAAGGCCUUCGACGUUCACAAAGUUGUAAUGGCUUCUUGUAGUGAGUAUGUACACAACAUGUUAAAGAAGGAACCAACACUUCAAAAAAUUGACCUUAAUGAGAUUUCCCCAGUUGGUUUGGCCACAGCCAUCACAUAUGCCUACUCUGGAAAACUGACCCUGUCACUCUACACCAUCGGUAGCACGAUUUCAGCAGCCAUGUUUCUGCAGAUCCAAACCCUGGUCAAAAUGUGCAGUGACUUCCUAAUGCAAGAAAUAAGUGUGGAAAAUUGUAUGUAUGUAGUCAACAUUGCUGAUACAUACAACCUAAAAGACACCAAAGAAGCAGCUCAAAAGUUUAUGCAUGAGAACUUCAUUGAGUUCUCAGAGAUGGAGCAAUUCCUGAAGCUCACCUACGAACAGAUCAGCGACUUUCUUACAGAUGACUCCCUGCAGCUGCCGUCUGAGCUCACGGCCUUCCAGAUUGCAGUCAAGUGGCUGGACUUUGAUGAGAAGAGACUAAAAUAUGCACCGGACCUGCUGACACACAUUCGCUUUGGUACCAUCUCUCCUCAGGACCUGGUUAGCCACGUGCAGAGCGUUCCCAGGAUGAUGCAGGAUGCAGAGUGCCACCGUCUUCUGGUAGAUGCCAUGAAUUACCAUCUGCUGCCAUAUCAACAGAACAUUCUUCAGUCCAGAAGAACCAAGGUUCGCGGUGGCCAGAAAGUACUGCUUACGGUGGGAGGACGACCUGCUUUGACUGAAAAGUCCCUCAGCAAGGACAUUCUUUAUAGAGAUGAGGACAACAUUUGGAAUCGUCUGAGUGAGAUGCCUGCAAAGAGCUUUAACCAAUGUGUUGCUGUCCUGGAUGGCUUCCUCUAUGUGGCUGGUGGUGAAGACCAGAAUGAUGCAAGGAACCAAGCAAAACAUGCUGUUAGCAAUUUCUGCAGAUAUGACCCCCGAUUCAACGCAUGGCUCCAUCUUACCAGCAUGAUUCAAAAGCGUACACACUUCAGCCUCAACACGUUCAAUGGUCUCCUGUUUGCUGUGGGUGGCCGUAACUCGGAUGGCUGCCAGGCCUCUGUUGAGUGCUAUGUUCCAUCCUCGAAUCAGUGGCAGAUGAAGGCCCCCAUGGAAGUAUCCAGAUGCUGUCAUGCUAGCACAGUCAUUGAUGGCAAGAUCUUGGUAACCGGAGGUUACAUAAACAACGCCUAUUCUAGGGCAGUAUGUUCUUACGACCCGUCAACAGACAGCUGGCAAGAUAAAAACAGCCUUAGCACCCCAAGAGGAUGGCAUUGUUCCACCACUAUUGGUGAUCGGGCUUAUGUUAUUGGUGGCAGCCAACUUGGCGGGCGCGGAGAGAGGGUAGAUGUCUUGCCAGUCGAAUGUUUUAACCCACAUUCGGGUCAGUGGAGCUAUGUUGCCCCCUUGCACACGGGAGUGAGCACAGCCGGUGUUUCCACUCUGAAUAACAAGAUUUACCUCUUGGGUGGAUGGAACGAGGUGGAGAAGAAGUACAAGAAGUGCAUUCAGGUGUACAACCCUGACCUUAAUGAAUGGACUGAGGAGGAUGAGCUGCCUGAGGCCACAGUGGGCAUCUCAUGCUGUGUUAUUACCAUCCCCACCCGAAAAACAAGAGAAUCAAGGGCUAGCUCAGUAUCAUCUGCUCCUGUCAGUAUAUAGGUGGCAUAUAAAGCUAAUAUAGGAUUUAGAAUAGGGAAAUAUACUUCACUUGAUCCUUCUAAAAAAGAUAAUAAAUUCCCAAGGUUUCUGUUUGCUUCAGGUUACUGUUCACAUUAAGACCAACCAUUUCUUAUUUAUUGCUGCCCCAAAUGAAAUGAAAACAAUCAUACAUAAGCUAAUGAAAGUAACAAUGGUAUGUCAUAAUUACACAUACAACAGACCAUAUACAUUUAGGUCAUUAUUAAUUCUUGGACAGAGCCCGUGGUUCAAUACACAAUCAAGGAGACUUUAAGCAACACCAGUGACAUGGUGGCUGCUAGUCUGAAUGCAAGGUUAUUCACAUUUUGUGUUAAUUAGUACAUACUUUUAUGCAUUCUGGUGACCUCUGCUGCUUGCAUAACAGCCUCGCUGACCAAGGACAGCAUGCUAGCACGUGCCUGCUAUAAAAAUUGUACCCGCUCCUUCACACCUGUCGGUGACAGAUUCUUACAGAGAGCUUUACUGCAGCUUGUGCUGGCACCUCAUUCAGGCAGUAGGGCUGCAGUCCAAUCUGAAGUAAUCAUCCUCCAAUAUUAGGUGGCAGUUUGAAGUGGGACUGCUUGAUGGAGUCAUUCCAAUCUUUUACAGGCAUUUUGCAUCAGCAGUUUUUCAAGGAACGUACUGAACAUUUUAGGCCUUAGAAGUUCUACGACAACCAGCAAGAUUAAACAGAGAUGCAAUUUGAAUUAAAAAAUGUGAUUAUAACUUACAGACUUUAAAAAUAAAGUUGGAAGUCUGUUACAAAUGGUUAUUUUUAUUCCCCCUUCAGAGUGAGCUUAUAGGCUCUUUGGUGUUAGGGCAUAGUGAUAAUCACUUCAUAAUGGACCUUGGUUUGUUUCUUAGGAUUUUAAUGUUAUAUCAUACACCUUGGUUACAUUAAUGACAGGACAGGUAGUUACAGGUUAAACAUGAUUCAUCAGCUGAAGUUCAAUGUCAAACACUGUCAAGGGCAAUUUUGUAUCUCCAAUUCAUUUAACUUGCAUGUCUUUGGACUGUGGGAAGAAACUGGAGCUCCUGGAGGAAACCCACACAGACGCUGGGUAAACAAGCAAACUUCACACAAAUAGGACUUGGACUGCUCCACCUGGGAAUCAAACCCAGUGCUACAUGUCAAGCCACUGUGCCGCUCUUAUAAACCAGGAGUUGAUGUUACAGGAGCAAGGUUAUUUACCAGCUCUCUUUCUCUAAAACACAACCAAGAGAGUACAAGACUGACACUGCUGUCAGUCUGGAACUGGAACUUGGGUCUUCACAUCGCAUUAGAAUGCCGCGCCAUCCGAGCACCCUGUGUGUUAAAUUAGUUGCCUGAAUCUGAAAGUAUUAAAGUGGUUCAAAGGUUGGGAGAAUACUAUUAAAUAAUUAGGUUUGUUUUCGAAGGUAGUUUUUUUUUUGUCUUUUAUUUUGAAAAAUGGAUGUGAAAAGAAUAAAAAAAUGAUUUAGAGGUUAUUUAUUAUACAGUUACUUUUGAAAGGGGCCAAGGGUUCUAUAAUUGCUUAUUCAGCCCUUCUCAAUAAUGUAACAUGCAUUGGGUGCAUAGAACUAAUCUAUACAAAAUUGUUUGUACACAAGAACUUUCAAUGAUGCCAAUGAUAGACAUAAGUGAACAAUUAUUUAACAAAUUUUUGUUUUCCAUAAUGAGAUAAGCUUAUCAUGAUAUAUGUUUCUUUUCAAGAAUGUGGUGAGAAUUGAGGAUUUUAAUUUACAUUUAGCAGACACUUUUAUCCAGAGAGACUUAUUUGGCUCUGGGGCCCAACAGUGGCAACUUGGUGGUGUUUGGGCUUGAACUAGCAACCUUCUGAAUACUAGUUUACUACCUAAACCACUAAACAUCCACUGCUAAUUAAUUUAAUCCCACUUACCAGAAGUAGUUGCGAUGAAAGUUGUGUCUCCCACUUGACACUUGAGUAGAAGUGUGCAUGAUGGCUGCUUUGGAUAUAGCAAUAUCAAACAUCAAAGACAGGAAACAUUACAAGAGUCAUGAUGAAAGUUGAAUAGGGACACAAAGGGUGACAGUGAUGGUAUGUUUUGUAAAACGUUUGAAGGGCUACUGAAAUCUAAGUUAUGUGCCUGAGCUUUCUGGAUCGUCAUGAUGAACUCCUGACAGCUCAUGAUUUUAUUAAUUGUAGGUUCUUGGAAACAAAGUAUUGCGACAACUGCACACCACUGUGAUUUUUUAAACUGACUCAUUUUAAAUGAAAAGCAUUUUGUAUUUAUGCCGAUUCAUUGUACUUGUCCAAGUUCUACAUAUUUAUUAAAAGGUUCCUAUAA